UUUUCAAUGAAAAUUAUCUCACAUAUAAAAUGAGUUAUUUCUCAAAUUUUCGUGGGCAUUAAUCUUGGCAUGGCUUCUCCUUGGCUCAUAAUCUCUCUGGUUUUAUCGCUAUGCACUAAUCUCUCUCUAUCAGCUGACGUUUUCCUCAGCAUCGACUGCGGAUCAUCGCUCCCGUACCGAGAUGAAAGCGGGAUCGCUUGGGUGGGCGACGACGAAUACGUCAAGAGCGGCGAAUCCCGUUCCGUCAAGCCUCUAUACUCCCUCUCCCACGUAUGGGACACCCUGCGCGUGUUCACCUCGCGGAACAGGAACUGCUACGAGAUCGGCUCGGUGAAGCCGGGGCGUGUCCUUGUACGCGCAAGCUUUUACUACGGGAACUACGACGGCAAGAAUUCGCCUCCCGGUUUUGCUCUCAGCUUCGAUGGGAACAUGUGGACUGAUGUCCAGACGUCGAAUGAUACCGAGCACUACUACUACUAUGAAGUGAUUUAUGUGAUGAAGAGGGACUCCAUUAGCGUAUGUCUUGUUCAGACAGAGGCAGAGCAGUUCCCCUUCAUAUCGGCUCUCGAAAUACGCAGGUUGGAGUCGGACAUGUAUAACCAUGUCGACGACGAUUAUCCGUUGUUCAGGCGGAGACGGGUUGCUUUCGGCUCAGAUACCUAUUUUAGCUUCCCGGACGAUCCUUACGACAGAAUAUGGGGUAUUGGAGUUUAUGGAAACGGGUCGAUCCCAGUUUCGGGCAACGCGACCUUUAGUGAUGUGACGUCGGCGAGUGAACGUCCGCCGGUUGCGGUGCUCAAGAAUGCGAUCACUGCAACAACCCCAAAUGGAAGCAUAGAAUUGCUGAUGGGAUUUCCUUCAUAUAAAAUCAAUGUCUACAUAAACUUGUACUUCUCCGAGCUGACUCGGCUCGGAGCAGGCCAGAACCGGUCGUUCAGAAUUUUCAAUGAUAACAAGUCCUCCUCGAAACCAAUCAUUCCUCCUUAUGGAGACUGUGCUGAGAUGUAUGUGAGCAACAUUACAGUUUCCUCGAAUACCACAGUUUCACUUGUGCCGACCAAUGUCUCUACACUCCCACCUCUCAUCAAUGCUUUGGAGAUAUUCCGAAUCUCAGACGACAAGUUAACCAAUGGCACCAACAAGAAAGAUGUUGAAGGCUUAGCUUCACUGCAAGAAAGAUUUAGUGUGUUACAAAGUUGGAGCGGCGAUCCUUGUCUGCCUGCGCCUUAUACAUGGGAUUGGAUCAAAUGCAAUCUUGACCCUAUUCCUCGAGUAACAACACUGAUUCUCGAUGGCUACGGCCUGUCUGGGUUGCUUCCGGAUUUCAAAUCCAUGGAUGCUCUUCAAACAAUAAAUCUUAACAACAACAGCUUGAGAGGGCCUAUACCUGAUUUUCUUGGGACUUUACCCAACCUCAAAAUAUUGAAUCUUGCCAAUAAUCAGUUCAACGGCACCGUACCAGCCUCCUUGUCAACAAAAAAAGGCCUAAUUUUAAUGGUAUCUGGGAAUCCUGACCUGUGUACGACGUGCCACGGACCAGCCAUUGCUCCAACACAGGUGAACUCAUCAAUCAAGAAGAAGAACAUUCUAGAGUUACUGUUUAUCGCCACGAUUGCGUCUGUGAUCAUAUUAUAAUCAAGGAAGAAUUUGUUUGUGUUAGCAAAUGUGCAUCAGUUUGUGCAGAGGGUGAAAUGAAUUUGUUUGUGUUAUCCAAGCUUACAUGAAAAUGAAUUAUUAGCUGACUGAAAAAGAAAGAACAGUAUUGUAUCAAUAGCUUAAUGCAUGCAAGAAGUUCAACAACAUUGCCACUGUAUUUUUAAUCAUGCCAUGUUGGGAUUAUGAUAAUCCUAUGAUGUUAG
This is a messenger RNA of Salvia miltiorrhiza (redroot sage), 1859 nucleotides long. RefSeq names its product putative leucine-rich repeat receptor-like protein kinase At2g19210. Gene Ontology annotation, molecular function: protein binding. The record is from RefSeq and is a predicted model, not a curated record. The coding region runs from base 70 to 1635 and encodes 521 amino acids. The transcript is spliced from 8 exons. NCBI's taxonomy places the organism in Eukaryota, Viridiplantae, Streptophyta, Magnoliopsida, Lamiales, Lamiaceae.